AUGACCUCUUGGAGGGUUCCCGUCAAAACAGAGGCCGUUGACGGUGACAGGGAUCCGAGCAUGUACUGGGAGGACAUUGACAGCGCCAGUCCCGAUACCCAGGCCAAUGACUUCUUUGGCCAGUUUGUUGACUUUGACGCCCACGAAGCCGGUUCUGCAUUCAUCGACACUGACUUGAGCUCUGUCGCGACAACCAUGCCUGGCAUGGCCGAAUCUCUCCUGAUGCAGGACCACGGCGCAGUCCUAGACAGCACUCUGUCAUCUGGUGUCUCGUCCGGGGACGAGGUGGACUUUUUGUCCAGCAGCUCCCACAUGGGCGCACCCGGCUCGACCGUAAGAGAGGAAGUCAACCCAAACGACCUGCUGCUGCGUACCGACGAGCUGCUUGCCAACGUCUCGCAGCAGCAGUUCGAGUACGUGGAAAGGGCGUCCAUGUCGGAGGCCGACCUCAGUCGACUAGAAGGCAUAUCUAUCCACUCACCACAGAAACCAAAGGUUGCCGCCACCUCCACCUCAAACCCGUCGUCCCCAACUCCCGAUUCUCGCAAGCCCAACAAGCUCGUUGAAGCCCUGUCGUCUACAAUAAGAAAGGCGACCCAGCUGCGAAAGAACAAGAGGACAGCCCGAGCAACUCGACCGGCGUCACCUGCGCAAGAAGCACAACAGUCGCAGCAACUGCAACAGCAACAGCGACAGCAACUGCAACUGCAACUGCAACAGCAACAGCAACUGCAACAGCAACAGCAACAGCAACAGCAGCAACAACAACAGCAGCAGCAGCAACUUCAACAGCAACAGCAACAGCAACAGCAGCAGCAACGACAACAACGACAACAACAACCGUACGAGCCUCUGAUAGUGUUUAAGCACCGGCCACGAAAGCCUCGAGCUGUCACCCAGGAAAAUCUGCCCGUGUCCCCGCCCAUGCAACAGCAGCAGGACCAGACUGGCCACCAGUUUAUUCGCGGCCAGUAUGAAGACCCGUUCAAAGAGAACUCGCUCAUGGCGCCCCUGCCCGGCGUCCCUCUCCCAUACUAUGGCCAACCAGCGCCCGACACUCCCGUUGACUCGCAGGGGGUCGGGAGCGAGCCAGGUCCGGCUCAGUUCCCACUGGAUCCUUCUUGGCAGCAGCAGCAGCAGCAGCAAAUGCAUUGGACUGGCGCUGGAGGCGAAUACGUCACGAGCCAGCCAGGAGGAGCGCCAUGGUGGAAUCCCAGCAUGAUGCAUCAAGACGCACACGCACACGCACACGCACACGCAUACGCCCAUGACCAGACAAGCUCCAGUGUUCAGGUCAUGGGAGCUGGACAGCACCCCGUCAUGCCGUACGACUACGGCUCCGCACCCAACCCCAGCACCGGCGGACUCAUGAUCCAGAUGGCUCAACCGCAAGGUGCGCCGUCGGCCGCAGUAAACGAGCUGACUGCCAACGCGCCGACCUUCCUGCCACCCCAGCCCCCCCUCCGCCAGACGGUGCCCAACUCGGAGCGAUCGCAUCGUCCGCCCAAGGCCAAGUCGUCCGGGGCGAGGCACAUGUCGUGCUCGCCGGUACGGAGGCAGCGCCGACCGUCGGCCUCGCCUACACGGGCAGAUCCGUCGGUGGCCAUCCCCCGCUCGCGCCACAGCUCCGGCGGCUCCGUCUCGUCGUCCAGGAGCGCGUCCGGGCGCCUGCCCGGCACGAUGCCCGGGACGCCGUGCAGCGUCCGCAAGCGCCGCUCGCGCGACGUCAGCGGGUCGUCAGGCAUGGCCAGCGACUCGGGCGGCGGCCUGGGCUUCGUCAACUUUACGCCGCACGACGGAUCCGUCCUGAUGACGGGCGUGGCGCCCAGCGGGAGCUCCAAGACCAAAGCCCGCAGGGAGAAGGAGGCGCAGGAGCGAAGAAGGCGCCUUAGCGAAGCUGCCAUCAAGGCCGUGGCGGCAGCCGGAGGAGACGUCGACAAGCUUAUCGAGCAGGGGUUUUCCAUGUAG
This is a messenger RNA of Ustilaginoidea virens, 1968 nucleotides long. RefSeq lists its product as uncharacterized. The coding region runs from base 1 to 1968 and encodes 655 amino acids. NCBI's taxonomy places the organism in Eukaryota, Fungi, Ascomycota, Sordariomycetes, Hypocreales, Clavicipitaceae. The transcript has a single exon. The record is from RefSeq and is a predicted model, not a curated record.